Scophthalmus maximus (turbot) is the source of this 2356-nucleotide messenger RNA. RefSeq names its product cell cycle control protein 50A. The coding region runs from base 231 to 1349 and encodes 372 amino acids. The record is from RefSeq and is a predicted model, not a curated record. Gene Ontology annotation, biological process: phospholipid translocation. Gene Ontology annotation, cellular component: endoplasmic reticulum; Golgi apparatus; plasma membrane. The transcript has 7 exons. NCBI's taxonomy places the organism in Eukaryota, Metazoa, Chordata, Actinopteri, Pleuronectiformes, Scophthalmidae.
AUUGGCUCAAACGCUUCCGGGUUCUUCCUGGGGAUGGGAUUAGCCAGUCGGACGGAAACAAUUGUACAACAAGUAGACAUUUAAAUCGGACGGAGGACAUUUUUUCCACACCUUAGACACUUGUAGCCUCUUACCUGGACGUUGUGUCAGUGGUCCACCGUGUGACAUUGCCGAGGGACCGUCGCCUGUCGAACCGAAGUGGAUUACCGUGCUCGGAGUGGAUUGCGACCAUGAUGGCGUCAAGCUACAACGCCAAGGAGGAGGACGGCCACCACUCGGGCGCACCGGCUCACGGCGGGGCGGCGGCGGCGGCGGCGAAAAGCAAAAAGCCGGACAACACGGCGUUCAAGCAGCAGAGGCUACCGGCCUGGCAGCCCAUCCUGACGGCGGGCACCGUGCUGCCCGCCUUCUUCGUUAUCGGGCUCAUCUUCAUCCCCAUCGGCAUCGGCCUGUUCGUCACAUCGAACAACAUCAGAGAGUUCGAGAUCGAUUACACCGGCGUGGACGUUGACAGUCCAUGUUACAGCUGUGCCAGGAACUUCAGCUGGAACAACACAGCGCCGUGUCUCUGCUCUGUGGACUUCACGCUGGAGCAGCCGUUCGAGAGCAAUGUCUUCAUGUACUACGGCUUAUCCAACUUCUAUCAGAACCACAGACGCUACGUGAAGUCCAGGGACGACAGCCAGUUGUACGGGGACCGGUCUGCUCUGACGAACCCCAGCAAGGAAUGCGAGCCAUACCGCAUGAGUGACGGACAGGCCAUUGCUCCAUGUGGGGCCAUAGCCAACAGCCUUUUCAAUGACACUCUGGAGCUGUAUCACAUUGAUUCCAAUGGCACCAGAAACACAAUUCCUCUGGUGAAGAAGGGCAUCGCCUGGUGGACAGACAAGCACGUGAAGUUCAGGAAUCCCGGUGGAAACAACAACCUCACUGCCGCUUUCAGAGGCACAUCUAAGCCGGUGAACUGGAGGAAGCCAGUGUAUGACUUGGACCCGUCCGAUCCCGACAACAACGGCUUCAUCAACGAGGACUUCAUCGUGUGGAUGCGCACGGCUGCUUUGCCCACCUUUCGCAAGCUCUAUCGCAUCAUCCAGAAGAAGGCGGUCACCACCCCCACUCUACCCAGCGGCAGAUACGUCUUGAACAUUUCUUACAAUUACCCUGUGCUCAGCUUCGACGGUCGCAAGCGAAUGAUCCUGAGCACCAUCUCCUGGAUGGGAGGGAAGAACCCCUUCCUGGGCAUCGCCUACAUCACCGUGGGCUCCAUCUGCUUCUUCCUGGGCGUUGUGCUGCUCAUCAUCCACCAUAAAUACGACACCCGCAACAACAGCGCAGAUAUCCCAAAUUAAACGGCUCUGGGAUCGCGUUUCCUGGUCUCUGCAUGCAUGGGUGAUCCCCUUGCGGGGGGGGGGGUUCGCUCUGGACUGCUUGUUGAUUUGUUUGCGUGAAUACACUGGUCUCUGUGAACGUCUGUGGCGUGUUUUGCGGAGGGACACGAGUGUCUUCGGUGUCUCAUCCAAAGCUGCGUUUAUAUGUAGGACAUGUAAAUGUCGAACGAGACGUCCGAGUCCUGCGUCUCCGUGCAUUUAGUUUCUAGUCGGCUGCUGCGAUUGUCAUGGCCCUGUCUUUUUUUUUUUUUUUCAAUCUUCUAUUUAUCUAUACAUUAUCAAGGUGUCUAUUUUAGCAUUGCUUUGCAAAAAAGCUUAAUCAUUGAAGGAUGUGUGUAUUUUUCAAGUUCUUGUCCAAACUAUUUACUGUGAUAUGUCCUGCUGAUGAAUGUACCGUUAUAUUUCAUUGACAUACCUCUGGUUUUCGACAUGAAUAGAGGAUGAGGUGAACUUUUGCUCGCAUGCUGGUUCUUAAUGUAAACAUUGAUGUUUAAGAAGAAGUAUUUGACCCCCGGAGAGUCAUAGGAUAUUCAUUACAAGUAGUACCAAAAGCGUGGUCAUAUACACUCUGCAGUGACUGGUCGUAUAAAGAGACUGAGCCUGUCAUAAUCUCUAUUUAACAAUUGAAAAUACUUCUAUACGAUCUAAUGCUUAUUGAUGAUGGAAUCCUGAUCCUAUAACACUAUAUAUAUCCAGUAUUCUUGAUUCUCUGGAGGAUUAGAGCACAAAAACUCACCAGUUUCUACAUUCGCGUGUUAAAUCAUCUUGCGUUCUCUGAUGUCGACCGAAUGAUACUUCAAUGCACUUUAAAAGUGUCGCAUUUGUCGGGUUUUUCCCUCUCGUGUCCCUUCAUCUUCUGUCACCAUGUCGCGUUGUUGAUCAGUUAAUAAUCCGUUUAACUGUUGACAAUUUGAAAUCUGUCAGUUUUUAUAAGGUUUAUAGGGUCCAAUUAAACAACUCGGUCAGUG